AAGGCGUGUGUAUACCCAGCUUGCAAAGCGCUCAUAAAAAGACCGUUCAUACACUCUGCUUUGCUUUGGCGUCGGGUAUUUGUGUGAUCUUUGCUCUUUAUCUCGUUUCAUUCAAUCGUGAUCAUGGCCACGGAGACUCAAGAAAUUGUGCCAGCCGAGGAGACGAACCAAGAGCUUGUGUCAGCCGAAAAGAAAGUUGAAUACAGCGUUAAAUCCGAAGUGAUUAGCACGGUCAAAACUCACGAGACAGUCACAUAUGUGACCGAAGUACGCAGUGAAUCCGAAACGGUCGAGAACCACGUGCAGGAUUCGACUGUUGAGACAACAGAAGAAAUAACCAUUGUUGAAAAUGGCGAGGCAGAAGACAAUAAAGACGAGGAGAAAGCCGAAGUAGCCGAGCCCGAGCCAGAAAAACCGACCGAGAACGGAGAUGAGGAGUGUCCUGCGCCAGAAGAGCCCAAAGUUGAAGCGAAUAUUGAGUUAAAUGUCGAGGCAACACCCGCUGAAACUAAUGCCGAAGCAACCGAACCAAGCCCCGAAAUCGAGGAAGAGCCACCUAAAGUUAUCCUACAUCAACUACCGCCUAUGAAAGAAAUCGUAAGUCGUUCCCCACAAUGUCUUGCCCUCGAGACCUAUAUUAAAAUGUCAGGCAUAGCAUACGUGAACGAGUACGAAGAGAAGGCACAAGAUGUCACGAGAGAAAACAAGGGGAAAAUACCUUAUAUUGUAUACAAGAAAAAUAAGGUCGAAGGACUUAAGAACUGUAUUGAUUUCCUCAAGAAAGAGUUUGAAAUUGACACGGAUAAGCAUCUCUCGCCAACUGACGAAGCUGUCGUUCACGCCUUUCGCACGAUGAUCGAGGAAAGUACAUAUUGGAGUUUGAUGUACUAUCGUUGGGUUGACAACUACGGCGAGUCGAAGAAAAUGUUCAGCAAGCUACCGCCUGUAUUGAACGUUGUAAGUCCCAAAAUGUUCCAAAAUAAGUGCAAGAAAUCGAUCGAGAGCCAUGUUAUCGGGCGGCACAAUCGCGAGGAGCUGUACAAUAUCGCUGAGCAAGAUCUGAGUGCACUGGCCGCGUUCCUCAGUGAGAAAGCAUUUUUCCUGGGCGAGCAUCCUUCGAGCUUCGAUGCAGUUGCAUUCGGUUUACUUGCCAAUUUCGAAUACGGUACCAUAGGUUCCCCUCAGCAAAAUCUGAUCAAAGAUAAGCUCACGAAUCUACACGAUUUCGACGAACGUAUGAAGGAGAAGUAUUGGUCGAACUGGGAUGAAAUUUGUGGUGCAGAUAAAUUCCAAGAGAAACCCAAACCCUCGCUCGUGAAACGCCUUAGUUUCCGUGGAAAUAAAAAGUCGAAAAAGCCUGCUAAAGAAGGAGAAAAGUCCGAGCCCACGAGUCCAAGCGACGAGACGAAAGAUGCAGGUGAAGCGAAGGAGAACGGCGAACAAGCGAAAGAAAACGGCGAGACUGCAGAAAGCCCACAAGUGAAUGGCGAAGCAGAAGCCUCGGGAGAAGCAACGACGAGCGAGGAUAAGAAAGACGAAAGCGAAGAGAACAAGGACGAAUGUGCAGAGAAAAAAGACGAGGGAGAUAAACCUGACGAAACGGCUAAAGCUGAUGAACCCGCGAAAGACGAAGGUGAGAAAAGCGCGGAAUAAACAUUGGACAAAAUACGAACACGGCAUGAUAUCCGAGUUUAUAAGUGUGCAUAAUGGACUAGCAAUUCCGUCAACACAUAAAUAUAAGCAGAUUUAACAUCUUUCUGCUGCAGUGUGGCCAUCCCCAUAAAGGAUUUGUGGAUAUUUAUAUAUGAUUUUCAUCUGGGGAGUGUAUACAGUAUGACCGUAUUCAGGCCGCGCUCAGUAACACAAUAUUCAUUUCAUAACAAAAACAUAGUUAGGUAUAUUAUAAUGUGCAAACUUUCCACAAAAGGUAUAAAGUGUAAACUAGUAUUCAUUUGCCUUGUUUAAAGGAUGUUUAAUAUAGAGAUUUAAUAUGAACGUUGCUAGCAUGCCUAGCUUUUGUUGUUGUUGUCGUCGCUUCCGUAUUUCCGUUUUGUGAAAUCUACAACUAUGUAGAUUUCAAACUCAAUUUUAAAUAGAGUCGCUUGCGUGAUCUUGGGAAAAAGUACUAGACCUUGAAAAAUAAGCAUGUUCUUUUGAAAGGUGUAUUGUUUGAUCUUUGUUUUCUUUAGGAAAAAGUGUGAUAAUUUUUGUUCACAAAUUAUUUGCCAUGAAAUUAUAGGCGUGGUUUUUUGUGUAUGUGAUGUGAGCGUCAUUGAAAAUCCGGUUCUUUGUCGUUCCUAUUGAAAUACUUGAAUAACUUGAUACUUUUCAGUCGAUUGGAGCUCGAUAGAGCUUGGGCUUUCACAGUAUGUUUAUUUAGAUUGUUUACUUUGCAUGCUAACUGCAAUUUUGUUGACACUUAAAACCACAAAAGUGGACACGCAACUUUGCUUGUUCUCGAGACAUAAAAAGCGAUCCUAGCGAUUUCAGAUUUAAAAGUAUUGCGCUAUAUCUCGAGUUUUAGUUGCCAUUAUUUAUCGCUUUGUAGUUAUUGAAUUAAGAUAUUAAAUAACAGCCGUGACCUUAUCAGCAAAGGAGAAAUUAAAUUCCCUCUUUUAAUCUGGUGUAUAAAGACACUACCCUAGUCCAUGACGUUUUAAAUAAGCCACUAUAAUAAUACAAAAAAUUUGUUGAAAUACCAAAAUAAUAUCAUCCGUAAUAUAUCGUAUUAUAUUACUAAUAAAUCUCUCAGC
Paramuricea clavata is the source of this 2753-nucleotide messenger RNA. NCBI's taxonomy places the organism in Eukaryota, Metazoa, Cnidaria, Anthozoa, Malacalcyonacea, Plexauridae. The record is from the annotation of a GenBank genome assembly.